Messenger RNA from Dermacentor silvarum, 1054 nucleotides. RefSeq lists its product as uncharacterized. The record is from RefSeq and is a predicted model, not a curated record. The coding region runs from base 84 to 857 and encodes 257 amino acids. The transcript is spliced from 3 exons. NCBI's taxonomy places the organism in Eukaryota, Metazoa, Arthropoda, Arachnida, Ixodida, Ixodidae.
GAGAGAAACGCCGGUUAAAUGUAAAAGAAAGAAACCUAGCUAUAGCGGAUUGAUAGGCCGCACGCAGUGCGCCGAACUUCCUGAUGUCGCCUCUCGGCGGCGUCGAUCGGCUCCGCGUGCACGAAGAGGGGACGACCGGGCCAGGAAGGACCAGUUUUGGGAAUGCAAGAAGCGCCAGGUCGCCCCGCCGCUCGAGGGGGGUGUUUGCCCCGCCAACGGCACCCCACCACCCCCCUUUGCGCCCGAAGAGAGGAGAUCCCGCUAUCGAGUCCGUGAGCGUAGCAAGCGAGCACUGCUUGCGCCCGGUCCUACGACCACCGCCACCGCCGAGAUCGCUGGCAUCAACCCUCCAUCAUCACCGCGCUGAACGCGCCACGAUGUGUGCCCGACGGAGUGGUGCUGCGACACCGUUGUCAACGGUGAUGACGAUGACGUUGCUCCUCGUAGGUGUCGUGAUCGUAUGCUCGAACCUGCCGGAAGCAGGCGCCAGUCUAUCGCCCGAGCACCUGUACGCUUUGGCGGUGGGCCUCAACGCGUCAGACGACGACACCGCCCUCAACAACAAGGUGGACGAGCCCGGUGCGGACAGGGCCGGCAGCGACCGACCGAGCGGCGGCCGGCAGCUGGACCUGGGUUUCGGCAUGUAUGAGAUGUGCCCGUUCCCGUUGAGCUUCAUGCACGCGUGCGAGACGAGUGACCAGUGCAAGCAGACCGGCUGCUGCGCCAUGCACGCCUUUCCCGGUACGCGCCGGUGGCAGAGGCCCUGCUGCGUCGUGUCGCGGCUCGUCACCCUUGCGCGCAUCACCGGGUCGUGCAUCAAGAGCAAGGCCACCCGGCCAGAGUCCGAUGACGACUGAUGUGAUGCCCUUCUUGUCCAUGGCAGCGUGCCCUGCCAACUUAGUGGUAGACGAGUGCGGCGAGCCCUGCGUCGACAACGAGGACUGCAAGGAACCGGGACUCGCCUGUUGCCGCUUGAGCUGCGACGACGAACGAGGAUCCUUUUGCUACGCCGUGCACGACAACCGCUAGAGCACCCACCCCACAAACUAUUUAU